Manduca sexta (tobacco hornworm) is the source of this 6536-nucleotide messenger RNA. RefSeq names its product protein tipE (gene Teh2). The record is from RefSeq and is a predicted model, not a curated record. NCBI's taxonomy places the organism in Eukaryota, Metazoa, Arthropoda, Insecta, Lepidoptera, Sphingidae. The transcript has 2 exons. Gene Ontology annotation, molecular function: zinc ion binding; sodium channel regulator activity. Gene Ontology annotation, biological process: regulation of sodium ion transport. Bases 357 to 2825 code for a protein of 822 amino acids.
AACCGCGUGAUCACGACACCCGAGACCCGUCCUAACGUUUUAUACAAGGCCAUGCGAAGUUAUUCGGAUUUUCUUAACUCUAAAACAGUAUUAUCGUGUAUAUUUUGUGUACUCUGAUUAGUAGGCACGUUAUUACGAAUGCGGGCGGUAUUAAUAAGAAAGCGCGGUAACAACCGGCUACCAAGUAUACGCGAUCAGCUGCACGCCAUUUUGUUAUGUUGUUCUCUCUUUCUGUUCUAGUGUUCGUGUUGUCUAUCUCUUUCUAUAUAACGUUAUUUGGCACGUGUGUUUAUUCGUUGUGUGCAUAAAAACUUGCUGAUAAAGUGAUAAACAAUAAUAAUAGUGGAGUGAGCACAAUGAUUACCAGAGACACUAUACAACGGUUUUUGGAAGACAGUUGCGGUCCGUAUAUAGAACUGGAGUUUGAAUUUGAAUCGUCGGAGAAAUUUCGUUUUGUUAUAAGGUGUAAGCUCGGUAAACACAAGGAAGACUACAAGGGAUUUUGUAAGACGUUCGUAGAUAAUUUUUCUAGUUUCACAAAUACAAACUGGAUCGUGCGCUCUUCGUUUCCAAAUUUAAAAAGACUUGCUUAUCGAAAAAUGUAUAAAUGCCAGCAUAAUUCUUUUAACAAGAAAUCUGUUCCCCGGCUAAACCGAGAGCGUGCGCGCGGCUGUAAUGCAACACUUGAUUUAACUUUCAAAUUAGUCAAUAAACAUACCUGCAGAAAUGAUCAAGCUUUGAAAGAAGGAUAUUGUGUGGUGAUCAAAGUAAGUUACUGUCACAGUCAUGAAAUAAAUGCAGCGACUGCUUACAGCUUCUUGCGAAGCAGUGAUGAGACGGACGAUCGUUUUAAGGAAUAUUUCAAAGCCGGUAUAACUCCAGCAGCGGCGAUAGUGUUGCAUGAAAUGUCUAUCAUUGAAAAAUAUGGUAAAGAAAGCUCCGUUCACUUAGCAAAUGCUCAGGUAAACCCGAGCGAGAGACAUGUUUACUACCUUUAUACGAAUUGGCGCAAAGCAAACAUUAUUGCUACAGCUGGUUUGGAUAUUAACGAAGUGAUCGAGAGUAGACUGACAGCACUUCGAGAAAAAGAUUUCAUUUUUGAAUACAAACUAGAUCCAAUCAAUAUUGUUGUUAUAAGUCCGAUUAUGCAAAGAAUAUACGAGCACAAUACGGCGAGAGACGUGCUGUAUAUCGAUACGUCGUCGGCUUGCGACCAGACCAAUGCAUACAUUACUGCCGUGUUUGCUAUUAGUAAAAUAGGCGUUUUGCCGAUAGCCUUCGCUUUGCACUCGUCACAAGUGACAUCCAGUUACACUUUAGCAUUUUCAAUGAUUAAAGAAUCUCUUGAAAAGAAAUUCGAUGGAAUAAAAAUGAAUCCUGCCGUGAUAAUAACUGACAGUAACACUGCUGCACGUAAUGCAUUAAAAUCAUUAUUCCCUAAAGCUCAAAUACCAUGGUGCUCAUUUCACGUAGCGCAAUCUUUAUGGCGAUGGCUUACAGCUCCUGAAAAUGGAAUUCAUAUUACAAAACGCCCCAGUAUUAUGUCUCAUUUUACAAAGAUAAUGUUUGCUGGUACUCAAUACAACGCCGAAAAAUUGUUCAAGGAUUUAAUUUCAGACGGAUAUGUUAAAUGUUGUUCUAAUUUAAUUGUACACUUGCAUGAUAUAUGGGACAAUAAGAAUGAGUGGUGUACGCCAUACAGAAAGAAUGCUUUACACAGCGAGUGCAAAAUAAAAUACACAGAAGCUUCGAUGCGGAUAUUCAGAGACGUUAUAUUACAGAGAUGUAAAGCUUUAAAUCUUUUCGCUAUGGUUGAUUUCUUGUCGAAUAUUUUUGAAAACUAUCUACACAGACGGAUUUUCAAAUACGCGCACAAUCGCGAAAUAAACAAUUUCGCGUACUUGAAGUUUUACAAAGAGACAAAAGAUGUUGAGAUAACACGUGUCAGCGAUACAGAAUUUAUGGUAGAGUCCACUGCGGAGAAAGACGUCAAGUACACUGUUGAUAUGGAGACUGUAUGCUGUGACUGCACAGAGGGGCGAAGCGGUGCUUUUUGCAAACACCUUUGCGCUGUUGAGUCUGAAUUUGGUUACCUAUUAAAGUCGUGUCCAGAAUUAUCGAGCACCGAGAGGGAAAUAUUCGUUAAAAUCGCUUGCGAAGAGGAGGAGCUAGAUGAAUUCAUUGAAUUGUCCGACUAUCUCGGAUGCCCUAAACAUCCUGAAAGCUCUGAACAUUCUCAAAGUCCUGAACCCGAAGAUCCUGAGAGCCUUGAACACUCUGAAGCCCUUAAACACCCUGAUUGCCCUGAACAUCCACAGGGUCUUGAGCACGUUGAAACCCCUGAAGAAACUUACGAAUUUAUGUAUGAAGAGGAUUCCAAUGAGGAUACCAAGGAUCAGUUAAUUUCAAAAGUUAAGGAAGAGCCCGAUAUAAAGCCGAAUGUAGAGACGGAUAUAGAGUUUCCUGCGGAACCCAACUUAGACCUAAAUGCGUCAGAAUGUUUAAUACCAGAACGAAAUAACGCUUUCAUAUUACAUGAAACUGCAGAUCCAGCAUUCAACAUGACCUACAAUGAAGCUCUGGCUGAAAUGGAAGUAAAUAUUAAUAAAAUAAGAACCAUUUUUAAACGUCGACCAUGUUGGUCUAAUUUAGAAGCGAUACAUUUGUUCAACAAAAGAUUGAAAACUGUCACGACAGACGCAGACGCACAAGAUUUCGUAUUCAAUAAUUUUAAAACUGAACAUCCAUUAGAAAAGCUCGAACAGACAACUGCAGUACCAAAAUGGAAAAGAAAACACGAAGAAGCAUUCAGGGAUUCUAAUUAGAAAUAAAAGAGUAGUAAGCUCCUUUGCGAGUUGGACGAUGAUCCAAGCGACGAUGUGUUCUGACGCCGCGCUUCAGCCGCCCGCCGCCGCGCCUCCCCCCGCACCGCAGGCUACGCGCAGCUGUAAACGCCGCGUAGCAGCUGAGUAUCGUAGCGCAUACGCCGCGUGAGCGCUACGUAUGCGUCGGGCAGUUAUAUUAUGAGGCUACGUAAUACGUAAACUUCUUGCAGUUACAACGUAUGCUCAAAGCAGUGCUACGUAUGAUUAGAAAUCGAUACUUCAAUGAUAUUAUGACUAUAUCACUGUGUUGCGCAUAAAAUCAGUCAAGGCCUAUGCCCCACAAUCGUAGCGCACGCGCGGCAUACGAAUAAGUAUAGCUACAGCUAGAUUGCAAUUUUUGAAAUUAUCUUUAUUUUAGGAGUUUGCGCUUUAUGAAAAGUUUGAAUUAAAAAUGGUUGUGAUAUAACAUUUGGUGAAGACAUAAUGAUUUAGGACAAAAUUACAAUUAAAAUUUUAAUAAGUGUUAAGUAACUCCAUAUUGUUUUUAAAACCAUGACAAUAAUACUUGUCAGUUUCUCUGCCUGAUCAUAAAGCGUAAACUUUUGAAAUGUACAGAAACACCAAUAUAUAUUCGUUAUAUUAAAAUACUUGGAGAAUGAUAAACACAAUUAUAUUUAUAAGGGAGGUGCUAUAAUUAAAAUGUCAGUAUUAAAAAUUAACAUUUUGGCGGGCGUCGUGGCUUUUGCUUUAAUAUGUAAGAAAAUUGAUAAUGUCGAAAACGUCUCUUUAUUCUAAAAUUGAUCUAUGCCGGAUAGUUUGUAAGUGUUUCGUAUGUAUUUUGCUUCCGAGAACGCGUUAUUUUUCUCAUAGUUUUAAUGUUAUCAAAAAAUGUUCAAAGAAUGUACCUAAAUUGUAAUAUACUUGAUUUAAGCUUUCAUAAUUUCGAUGUAUUUUCGAAUUUCAUUCCAUUUCUCUGUUCGAAAGUUGGCUAUUCAAAUCUCGACUUUAAACUAAAGCUAUUGGGAUGAAACUCGAAUAUAAGCUACUUUUUGCCAGUAAUCAUGAAUCUCGAAUAGAAUAAUAAAUUUCAUAACAUUCAGCAUUUAGAUUUCAAGUUGGAAUAAAUGUGAGUGGUUUUUUUGGAAAAAUAUUAAAUUUUUUGGCUGACUCAACGUUACAAUAGUUUUUAUGAGUGAUAAUGUAUCUUAUUUGUUCUUAAAAAGUUUUACUUUACCUUGUUUGAAUAUUUUAAGAUUUUCAUGUGAACACGUAACAUCAUUUCAGACCUUAAGAUUAAUAUAAAACAAUUGUCUAAUAAAAUAUUUAUUAGACAUUAUUUUCGACGAGUAAAAACUUUUUAAUGUCGACCACGUUAGCCAAUAAUAAACAGAAUGGAUUAAGGACAGUUUCAGACUCAAAUCGAAUUUAGGUUUAUAGAUCUCAUAAGUAAUGCUCUGGUUACUUCGAUAAUAGUAUUUUAUUUGUCAUAGCAAUAAAUCCUAGAGGCUUGUGAAAUAAAGUGAAGACAGCACCGGCCAAAGGUCUAUAUAACUCGAUUCCUGCCGGCAUUCGUAAUUUAUGUAAAAUAUAAUUGUCAUUCGGAUGAUUUGACAGCAUUUAUGCAUAUUAGUAUCUAUAUGUUGUGACGGGUUUCGGAAAACUUCAUCCUUCGCCAUUGGAAGACAGUAUAGGUAUUUACUAUUUAAGUUGUAAGAUUUUUUAAGGGCACUGUUGGAAUGAUAUUAUUUUUUUGUGCGGCAAAGUGACUCCACUGGAUCUGAUGGUAAGUGAAGUGGGGUUGAGAUAGAGUCGACUGACGAGAUAUGCCCUCGCUAGUCGACACAAUUAUGCCGGCCUGUUUGAAUAUUUUUUAUGCCAAUAGAUACCACAAAUAGUGAAAUAGCGCAAAUCACACAUAGAAAAAACCUGCAUAUGUUAUUGUAAAUAUGUAUUAAAUUGUUUAAAUUUAUUUUUGUGGGAUUAAAUUUAUAAAUAUAUUCUAUAUAUACUCCGUUAUUGUUUAGGUUCAAUGGUUUGUUAUCCAAUGAACAUGUUCAAGUGUAAAAUAAUAUUUUUUUAAAUAAAAGAAAUAAAUUCAGAUAAAGACAAACACCCGUAUUCAUAAACAUUAUUUAUCUAAGGAUGGAGCAUUGCUGUGAUAAUAACUGUUUCUCAGCUUUGUUUAUCUGACAGCUUGCUGUUUGUUCAGCUUUGUUUAUCUGACAGCCAACUAGAUUCAAAUUGUAUCUUAAUAUUAGCCAAUCACAACGGCCCUAAGUCUACGCACUGCGAAGGCUGCCAUGCCGUCAGCACUAAGAAACAGACUUGUUAUCAAUACUCCGUCCUUAGAUAAAUAACGUUUAUUAAUAAGGGGGAAAGUGAUUCAGUCCGCACGCUAUAAGCAUAUACUUAGUUACAUACUUUUAACGUAUUUUGAUAUUUAAAUAGUGUUGCCAUCAUUUUGACACCGAAAUAGCACAGAAGAAGUAGCGUGUUUGACAAUUCAAAUUGUCUAUAUUGUGUUAUAAUAUUUUAUAACGACAAAGUUAUGAAAAAGGAAGAAUCUAUCGAUAUACAUGUUCAUUUUGACGUUGCAUUUCUAAAUAAAACCACAUAUUUACUUGGAAGUAACACUUUAUAGUAAGUUACUUGAGCUGCAAAUGUAAAAAAAGUGAAAGUUUCGAACAAAAUAAACAUUAAUAAGAAGUAAUUUUUAUUUGACGCGCCCUAAUGCCAUUACUAUUAUAAGAGAAUUCGUCGCAGCGGCAACAUCACACUUUCAGUCAAAAUUCAGAAAUACACUCACGCACACACCAUAUUCUAAUUUAAACUACAAAAAAAUCAAUAAAUCAGAAAACUAAAACCCGGAUUUUUGGUGAAAAUAUUUGUCAUUAAUGGAUGAUUUUUGGCACAAUGUCAGCAAAGAUGAAGAUGAGUAUGUGGUUUCAUUUAGUAACGCAAUGUCAAAACGACCCUGUAUGACAUAAUUAUGCUAUCUAACGUCUAAAAAUUGCGUAUCUAACUGAGAAAUGUUCUUCAUUUUAUAGAGGCGUAAGAAAUAUUGUCAGACUCAAAGCACAAUAACCUUUUUGCUGCUGUAAAAAUGUUUUUUUAAUUUUUAUUUGUAAAUAUUUUUUCACUAUUUGACUUCGUUAAAUUUCUUGUUUAACUUUAAAAGCCCAAACGUAUUAUUAAUUUAGAUUGAGUUUUAGUUAAAUAAUAUUGUGUAAGAAAAAUUCUAAACGUACAUUUCGACAUAGUACCAGAAAUAUAUUUAUUAAUUAUAAUACUUAUACAGUAAAAUUUAUAGUCCAUUAUAAUUAUUCGAUUUCUAAUAUGAGUAAUUAAUAAUAAAAACUAUUUUUGAAUAACAGAUUAUUUUCGGUACCAUAAUUGAUUCGUAUGUUCCAUAUUUGAAUUGUUUCCAUUUUCAAAGCUUUUUUUUUAUUGCUAUUCGAUUGUUGCUAUUUGAAAACUAAUUUUAAUUGCCAGCAUUAAUGAGUUAUAAAUUCAUUUAUGCACAAAUAAUUAAAAGAUAUUAUACAUUGAGUGAGUGUAUUUACCGCUACGAUAUGAAUGUAAAUAGUGAACAUAUAAAUGAGAUUAUUUUAUUGUAAAAUUUAAUUAUAGUUAAGUAAAUUUAUUAUCUUUAAGGCAUCACAAAGCGCGUGAUACACAAAGAAUUAUGUCGAAAUAAAGCUUUUAUUUGUA